Aspergillus affinis is the source of this 2091-nucleotide messenger RNA. Its product is annotated as phosphate-sensing transcription factor PHO4. The coding region runs from base 1 to 2091 and encodes 696 amino acids. Gene Ontology annotation, molecular function: protein dimerization activity. The record is from RefSeq and is a predicted model, not a curated record. The transcript is spliced from 3 exons. Lineage: Eukaryota; Fungi; Ascomycota; Eurotiomycetes; Eurotiales; Aspergillaceae.
AUGGAACAAGACCACCCGUUGUCCUGGCCGGACGUCGCAGGCCCCGGUGACGAUGAAUUCUCCAAUUUCCUCGAGUUUGGAAUGCACUUCCCCGACCUGGAAGGGCAGGGCUCCACCGAUCCUCAUUCCCAGCGCUCGAUCGCCCAUCCUAUCUCCAUGCCUGCCUCCACCGCUCCGUCCGCCCAGGAACAGCUCGUUCGAAUGGACACCGACCCCAUCGCUACUCAGCCGUCGUCAUACAAUCGCGCCAUGGGGGAUUAUGCCGUGGGAAAUCAAGGGCAGCCGCAGCUUGCCAUCUCCUCGUCCUACUCUUCCCCCUUAACCCCAGCGUUCAUCGCCCAGAAGCCUGCGUUCUUCCAGCAUUCUCAAUCGCAACAACCUGCACAGAACCAGCCGCAUCGUCACUCGCACUGUCCUCCCGUGACGCAGCCAUACAUCCCUCAUGGCCAACAGGUGAUCCCGCCAACUCCUAACAGCAUUGAGCUUCAGGGCAACGCGGCCACGUACCCUCAGCGCAUAGAAGAAAAUCAGGAGAUGUAUGAUCGGUAUGCUCGUAUGAACGAGGAACAGGCUCUCUACACCCCCCUUGUUUCGCCCGCCAUGACUCCGCUAGAAACUCAGUUUCGGCUUCCGGAGUACACUAUCCCUGGGGAGUACUUCACUCCGCUCACCUCGCCAGCCCUUGAAGCCCAAAAUGCGAACUCGAACGGCUACCCCUUCCCGGCCGCCGCCCAGUUGUCCGACAUGGGAUUCAUGCCGUCGCCGGCCGACAACGCUGUUCCCGCCUCGUCUGCCCCGUCAUCUCCGGGUUUGACACGCAAACAUCGUCGCGGAACUUCGACGACCAAGACAUUCUCUGCCCGUGCGAAGAAGCAGCAGUCUCCCUCCGUGCGACCUCAAACGCGAAAGAAGUCCCUGUUGAACAUCAAUUCCGAUGAGGUUCUGAACGGCCUUUCUCAGGAUCAUGGAGACCCGAAGAAUCGGCCUUUAGGUGGCAGCAGCCUUCGAUUCGGAAGCAACGAGAGUUCUGGACAAGAUUCUGUCUCCCCGGAGCCCCUCUCUGAACCCUUGAUGCCUCCGCCGGCCCUCCCUCCGGCUCGAAGGUCCCCUGCGGUCGGUCCGCAGUCGGAGACCAGCGAACCGGCUACUCCAGCCAUGUUGAUGCGCAUUUACCGGUCCCAACCAAGCCCCAAUGUAGCCCCUCAACCCCCAAGCCAGAUCCAAGGCGGGCUGUCCGAGUCGCACGAUGAUAUCAUGGAGGAUGUUGUUCUCCCCGAAGCUACGACCCCCGCGGCGCAUCUUUCUCGUCCUCGGGUCAACCGCAUUGACACUUCCAUCCGUACAGAGCCAGCUUCACCGGCUCUUGAGAUUAAACCGGCCUCGAACGCGGAACGAAGCGCCGGCUCCGUCGCCCCCAGUCCGCGCACCAUCGCCAUGCCUUCUCCCAGCGGACCAGUAGCCAAGAAAUCGGACACGCCCAAGUUGGGUCCCUCGAGUCGGAAACGACCGAGCCUCAGCUCCACACACGCCAGUCCCAACUUGCGCCCCAAGAUCAGUCCCAGCAUCCAGCCUCUAGUCCGUGGAGACGGGACCUCGGGCGAGACGUCUGCGCUGUAUCUAGCAUCCAAGUCCAACUACCAGCAUAUCCUGGAUGGCACUCUUCUUCCCGGGGUCUCGUACCCCGAGACCUUGACUGAGAAUCUGAGUUCCAAGCGAACUAAUCACAAACUUGCAGAGCAGGGCCGCCGAAAUCGCAUCAAUAACGCGCUUAAAGAAAUAGAAACUCUCAUUCCCGCGGAGUUCUUCCACAUGAAAAAUGCCAAGGAAGAAGCCCUAUGCAAUGCGAAAGGGGUGGAUAAAGAAAAGGAGAAGGCUGGGAACCAACAGGUCAGCAAAGCCAGUACGGUGGAAAUGGCCAUCGAUUAUAUUAAAGCCCUCAAGCAAGAGCUUGAGGAGACGAAAGGGAAGCUGACCGCGGCUGAGACCCGGCUCGAGACCUCCAAGGCCACGGUCGAUGGAGUGGUCGGUUCCGAGAGUGAGUCAUUAAGCAAGUCCACCCAGGGGAAAACAGACACCGAGGGUGUGAAAUAG